Messenger RNA from Scaptodrosophila lebanonensis, 4801 nucleotides. It is a transcript of the gene egg, whose product is annotated as histone-lysine N-methyltransferase eggless. The transcript is spliced from 9 exons. Lineage: Eukaryota; Metazoa; Arthropoda; Insecta; Diptera; Drosophilidae. Gene Ontology annotation, cellular component: nucleus. Gene Ontology annotation, molecular function: DNA binding; histone H3K9 methyltransferase activity; protein binding. Gene Ontology annotation, biological process: heterochromatin organization; negative regulation of gene expression. The coding region runs from base 68 to 4696 and encodes 1542 amino acids. The record is from RefSeq and is a predicted model, not a curated record.
AAAACUCGAUUUAAAUGUAAAAUAAUAAACAACUAAUCAGUACCACAAAUCCUUUAAGUCGUGAGCCAUGGAUUCUAUUGAAGACGCUAAAGCAGCCACGGAGCAGGACCCUAGUAUGCCCGUAAUAAACGAAAAUAUAGCAGAAAUUGACAGUUUGGUCACCGCCGGCUUAGCAGCAGAAAAAACAUCUUGUAGUGAAGAUGUGGAAAUGGAAGAUUUAAGCGUUCAGAAUGUCAAUAUCACAGAGCAGCUGUCUUCAAAGGAUCCAAACAGUAUUGUUAUUAUUCCAACAACCGAUUGUAAGAAGAAUGAACCUGAAACGCAAGAAUUUGACGUUUCAGAAGGCGAUAUUUUAAUGAAAGAGGAAACCGACACAACUAAAGAGUGUAAAGAAACUUCGACAGACAGUAGUAUUGAACUUAUAUGUAGCCCGGGAGUUUCAGAUGAAGAAGCGGUUCGAGAUAAGGACGGUGAAGCCAGCACAUCGAAAGUAUUUGAAAAAUCUGAGGCGAUCAGCGCUAAUGAAUCAUUAGAUGGCCCGGUGCCUUCAGAUGAAGCUAAAAAUGAAGUUAAUAACAAGGAAAAUGCAAGUACAAUUUAUGAUUCUAGAGAACCUGCAAAGAAAAGCAAUGUUCAUAUGAUUACUAAUGAAGUGAUUCAAGACGCAAGUUCAAAGGAGGAGACUGAUGCCAGCUUGUCGAAAGAGAUUUCAAAAUCUUCGACGGACAGCAGUAUUGAAAUUAUAGAUAGUCUAGCAGUCUCAGAUGAGGAAGCUGUUCAGGAAGAAGAGAAUGUAUCCCCGACAGAAGAAAUUGGUCCAACUACCGACAGUAAGGAAUCGGCUGAGGACAGCAACAGCAAGCUUGGAAGUCCUUGUUCCGAAGUAAAAGAAAUAGAUGACAAAUCCAAUGGUAAUAAAGAAUGUAAUCUUAAACAGGCAGCCGAUGUAAGUGAGCAAACCAAUGAAUCGGCCGCAGACAGCAGCCUUGAAAUUAUUGAUAGUCCUUUAACUGAUGGAGAUGCAUUGUUAGUCAUUGAAUCUGCCGAAAUGGAAACGGCUCAAAGUUCUGAUAAGUCGGAUAAGGAACUAAAUGACCACUACAGUCCAAAGGAUAAUGUAAACAUAAGUGAGCAAGUCAUUGACCCAGUUACAGACAGUAGUCUGGAUGUAAUUGAUAGCCCUGCUACCUGCGAGGAUGAGUUAAACGGUGAACUGAUAUUAGAACGAGAAAAGGAGGCACAAGGAAAAAUCCUAACGAGCAGCGAGGGCGAUAGAAUUAAUUUAGACAUCGAGAGAAAUGAAUCAAAUAUGGAUAUUGAUUUAGAGGACGCAUCAAAGGAGCCCGCUGAACCCUUUAAAGAUACUGCUGAUUUUAAGGAUAACACCAAUUCGAACUCUACAGACUUUGCUGAAAACAUUGUCAGUAUCAAGCAGGAUACUACUCUCAAAGAGAACAUCGAAGAAACUCAAGCAGUGCAGUUAGCGUCCACUGAUAAUAAAGGCCAUGUUGAGACUUCAAAAAAAAAUGUUGGCGAAAUCAGUAAAACAGAAACUGCAGAGAAAAUGGAAAUCGAUGAUGUUGCGGGCGCAAGUCCAGGAGUCCUAGAAACGAAACUAGAAAAGGAUGAGUCGUCAAGAAUGGAAUCCGAAGUCGCAGACGAAACGAUUAAGCCGUCUGAAGAACUAUCAACAUAUACUGAUGGGGAAAUAUUCUAUAACAAAGAAUGUCUGAAUUGCAGCUGCAAUAAGAAUCACAAGCAAUAUGUAGUUGCAAGUAUUGGUGCCUUAAACUACUUUAGGGUACCAAGGAAGGCGCACAAAAAGCAAUUCAUUUGUCUAGGCUGCCACGAUACUGUCCACGAGAUAUAUGAGGAAUAUGCCGGCGCUCUUAUAGCGAAACAACCGUUGCUGAUGCGUGAUUUUAAAUAUGAGGACACCGACUUCGUCGCACUUGAUAGUAGCGACGAGGAAGACAAUGUGAAGGAACCGGAAAGCCCGGAGUUUUCCGCAAACGAUUUAAAUCUAAUCGAAAACGAACUGGAGGAUGCCAUUAUAAAUGUGUUGAGUAAUGUAGAAAUAAAAAAUCAACUGGCGUGGUCUAAGACGAUACUGCAGCACAAAUCCGAAUAUCUGGAACGUCAGUUUGCUUUGGCAGAUGCGGAAUUCGCGAAUUUGCAAUCCAUUGCCGAUAAAAUGCACUUCACUCUGUAUAAUACCUGCCAAGUGGUUCACAAGCAUUUGCCACCGCUGGACUUGUACCACCAACCCGGCCAUGACUAUGCGAACGUGCCGCCACCCGGUGAGAUAGAGCGACCGCCGAUUAAACUAAACGAAACUUAUUAUGCGGUUAAGAACAAGGCGAUCGCCAGUUGGGUAUCAGUCAAGGUGAUUGAAUUUACAGUGACCACAGUGGCUGGCACUGCAGUAAAGAGCUACAAGAUCAAGUAUCUGAAUACGCCAUAUCAAAUGGUUAAAACCGUUACAGCCAAACAUAUUGCGUACUUUGAACCACCGCCGGUGCGGUUACCCAUUGGAACGCGUGUUAUUGCCUACUUUGAUGGCUCUACGUUAUCGCGUAGCAAGGACAAAGGGAUUGUCCAGAGCGCAUUUUACCCCGGAAUUAUUGCGGAACCCCUUAAGCAAGCUAACAGAUUCAGAUACCUUAUAUUCUACGACGAUGGCUAUACACAAUAUGUGCAACACAAUGAUGUCCGUUUGGUUUGCCAGGCUUCCGAAAAAGUGUGGGAAGAUGUGCAUCCGGUCUCUCGCGAUUUCAUACAGAAGUAUAUUGAAAAGUAUUCUGUUGAUCGACCAAUGGUGCAGUGCACUCGUGGUCAGAGCAUGAAUACGGAGUCGAAUGGGACUUGGCUAUACGCCCGCGUCAUUGACGUCGACUGUAGUCUGGUGCAGAUGCAAUUUGAAGGAGAUAAAAAUCAUACAGAAUGGAUAUAUCGAGGUUCGCUGCGCUUGGGCCCAGUCUUUAAGGAGACACAGAACGCAUUGAAUACUCCUACAUCAGCAUUGCAGCAACAGACGCGAGUUCCAAGGCGCACCGAACCGUUCAUACGCUAUACAAAGGAAAUGGAGACAAGCAACAUGCAAGUGAAACAGCAAAUGCGCGCCAUAGCCCGCAAGAGCAGCAGCCAGCACCAAAGCGUGGCCGCAUUUCAAGCCUCCACAUCAACUGCUGCUGCCGCUGCCGUACCAAAAAGCACUGUUCGCCAUCUAAACAAUUCUACAAUUUAUGUGGACGAUGAGAAUAAGCCAAAGGGCAAUGUUGUCUAUUUCACGGCCAAGCGCAACUUGCCUCCAAAGGUUUACGCUACGCACGACUGCAAUCCAAAUUGUCUUUUCAAAAUAGCCCAUCGUUUGGACAGUUAUAGUCCGUUGGCAAAGCCGCUGCUAUCUGGGUGGGAGCGCUUGCUACUACGCCAAAAGCUUAAGCGUUAUGUGGUUUAUCGUGGGCCUUGCGGUAAAAGUUUGCGAAAUCUAGCCGAGGUGCAUGCUUACUUGCGAGCCACAGAUAAUAUUUUAAAUGUGGACAACUUUGAUUUCACCCCCGAGUUGCAUUGCCUGGCUGAAUAUUCAAUCGAUCCGACUAUUGUGAAAGAAGCAGAUAUAUCAAAGGGUCAGGAGAAGAUGGCCAUUCCACUUGUGAAUUACUAUGACAACACAUUGCCGCCACCUUGCAUUUACGCAAAGCAGCGCAUACCCACAGAGGGCGUCAACUUGAAUCUCGAUGAGGAAUUUCUGGUUGGUUGUGACUGCGAGGAUGAUUGUUCGGACAAGUCGAAAUGCUCAUGUUGGAAAUUGACAAUUGAAGGUGUCAAGUACUGUAAUCCUAAUAAGCCAGUGGACGAAAUCGGUUACCAGUACAAGCGACUACACGAGCAUGUGCCCACCGGCAUUUACGAAUGCAACUCACGCUGCAAGUGUAAGAAAAAUUGUCUUAAUCGUGUGGUGCAGCAUUCCCUGGAAAUGAAGCUGCAAGUGUUCAAGACAUCGAAUCGCGGCUGGGGAUUGCGCUGCGUCAAUGAUAUCCCAAAGGGAGCCUUUAUAUGCAUUUAUGCCGGUCACUUGUUAACUGAGACAAGGGCCAAUGAAGGUGGUCUCGACGCGGGAGAUGAAUACUUUGCUGACUUGGACUACAUUGAAGUGGCCGAGCAGCUCAAGGAAGGAUUCGAGUCUGAUGUCGAGCAGUCCGAUCUAGAAGAAGAAGAGGAUGACUAUUGUGCGCCCGAAGCAGAUGAUGACGACGAUUUUGUACCGAAGAAUCAAUACAUCCCACGAUCCAAGAACAAGAUUCGUUCUUCUCGAACUAACUCAAACGAGGUGGAUUCGCAAGAACGCGCAGUCAUCAAUUUCAACCCAAAUGCUGACCUGGAUGAGACUGUGCGCGAGAAUUCAGUGCGUCGCCUAUUUGGUAAGGAUGAGGCACCCUAUAUAAUGGAUGCAAAGACAACAGGAAAUCUGGGUCGUUACUUCAAUCACUCUUGUAGCCCGAAUUUGUUUGUGCAAAAUGUAUUUGUGGACACCCACGAUCUACGCUUUCCUUGGGUUGCUUUCUUUUCGGCUAAUCAUAUACGCUCCGGCACUGAGCUGACCUGGAACUAUAAUUAUGAAGUAGGUGUGGUCCCUGGCAAAGUUUUAUAUUGUCAAUGUGGCUCCACGAACUGUCGAAUACGAUUACUUUAAGUUAUUUUAUUGUCCUGUUGAGUUGCUGUCUGGCUGUCUGUGCAAGCCUUCUUCAAUUCGAUGUAGUAAUUCUCUAAUAAACGCGCGAACGCACACACAUAUAUA